Penicillium subrubescens is the source of this 1326-nucleotide messenger RNA. Its product is annotated as amidohydrolase family protein. Gene Ontology annotation, cellular component: cytoplasm; cytosol. NCBI's taxonomy places the organism in Eukaryota, Fungi, Ascomycota, Eurotiomycetes, Eurotiales, Aspergillaceae. Gene Ontology annotation, molecular function: hydrolase activity; carboxy-lyase activity. The record is from RefSeq and is a predicted model, not a curated record. Bases 1 to 1326 code for a protein of 441 amino acids. Gene Ontology annotation, biological process: secondary metabolic process. The transcript has 2 exons.
AUGGUAACAUCGAGGCGGAUCGGGACUUUGGAGAUCCCCGCAUCUGCACCUCUUAUCUGCCCUGGUAGACCAACAAAGGCUGCAGAUAUUCGUCUUCUACCCCUCAUUUCCCUUUCAUCCUUCAUCCUCUUCGCAUCGUUCCUUCCUUCAAAGAACUAUCCAGGCCUGAAAAAGACUGCCAACAUGUCCGACCCAUUAAUCGUCGACAUCCAUACACAUGUCUACCCUCCCGCAUACAUCGAUAUGCUCCGCGCCCGUAACAAGGUGCCCUAUAUCCACGACCCAUCGGACAGCGGCCCACCCCGUCUAAUCAUCCUCUCAUCGGACGAUGACUCAAAUAUCCCACUCGAUCAGCGCGGCCGACCAGUCGAUUCAUCAUACUCCGACAUCAAGGUCAAGCUCGACUUCAUGGACAAACACGGCAUCGAUUGCAGCGUUAUCUCCCUCGCCAAUCCAUGGCUAGACUUUAUCGGCGAAGAACAAGCCUCGGAAUGGGCUCAAAAGAUCAAUGAUGACCUGGAAUCUACCUGUGCACAGGUCAAUGGUGCCGCUGCCAGCUCAAACAAGAUCUCUCGUCUCUUUGCGUUCGGCACUCUACCACUAGGUGCGACGGAGCAGGUCGCCGUUGCGGAUGAAGUGCAUCGAAUCAGUACGCUCCCGCAUAUCCGCGGAGUCAUCAUGGGCACGACCGGGCGAGGACAUGGUCUGGAUGACCCCGAGUUGGAAGCGGUAUGGGGAGCUCUCCAAGACACCCAGCUCAUGCUCUUCUUGCAUCCGCACUAUGGCUUGCCGGACGAGGCAUUCGGGGGACCUGAAAUUGUUCGUCGCUAUGGACAUGUUCUCCCGUUGGCGCUGGGGUUCCCGCUGGAGACUACCAUUGCCAUUACGCGUAUGUAUCUAAGUGGAGUGUUUGAUCGAUUCCCCAAGCUUCGGAUCUUGUUGGCUCAUUCGGGUGGUACGCUGCCAUUCCUCGCGGGGAGGAUUGAGAGUUGUAUUGUGCAUGAGCGGAUUUUUACAGUGAAUGGGGGCAGUAUUCCUGGCCCACAACGGGAUAUUUGGGAUGUGUUGAAGACCAAUAUUUAUCUAGAUGCUGUGACUUAUGGGACUGCGGGAUUGAAGGCAGCCGUGGAGGCUGGUGGGGGAAGCACAGAUCGUCUGUUGUUUGGUACUGAUCAUCCAUUCUUCCCGCCUCUGAAUGAGGAAGAAGACCAAUGGACCAGUGUGACUACCAACUACAAGGCCAUUAGUGCGUCAUUUGGGGAGGAUCAAGAUGCCGUGGCAGCAGUACUGGGAGGAAACGCUGUUCGCCUUCUCAAUUUGAAAUAA